CCAUCCUUCGUACCUGUUAAGUGCUAUUGAUUCCAAUCUUUAUAACAUAAUCAACUUCUUAUCCUCCCUCUAACCCAGGGAACAACAAGGGCAAAAUAACCACAAUGGAUAAGUCCGACCUCCUGUUAUAUGCCAAGGAGUAUGCGACCACACAGGAUCUGUACGAGCUUCUGGGUGUAACAUCUGACACGCCCAAAGAAGACAUCCACCGCGCUUGGCGCAAGCGCAGCUUGAAAUACCAUCCUGAUAAAGCGGGAGCCAACUUCGACCCGGCGAAAUGGGAACUAUUCGAGCGAGCGCGGGACGUACUGUCCGACGCCCCAGCGCGCGAAGUCUACGACUCACAACGGUCCGCCGCCCUCCUGCGCGAACAGCAACGCCGCGCCAUGGACUCUAAGCGACGCGCUAUGGUAGAGGAUCUCGAAGCACGAGAACGCGGGGCCAUCAAGCGCCCGCGCGGUGAGGGCGACGGCCCUACGAUGAGCGAAGCCGAGAGGAGACGACUGGUCGAAGCUGGGAAACGGCGUCUAGAAGAGAGGCAGAGAUUAAUGAGAGAAGCGGAGGAGAGAGAAAGGCAGCGAGAAAAAGAACAAGCGGUACAAGCGAGUAAAGAGAACCAGAAAAAGGCACAGCCGCGAAAUCCAGAGGAACAAGGAGGUCCAAGAAAAGCACCAGAUACUUCGAGUGCAGCCGAGUCAAAGAUGGAUAUCGACCCAGAGCCACCAGCCAGGAACGGCGACGGCUAUGAUGAUCAGAUCGCAGACCUCGAGCGGCGACUAGAGGAGGCGCGGCAGCGGAAAGCAGCCAAGAAAGAAAAGAAGACGGGGAGGAAGAAUGGCGAUGAGAAGCACAAGACACAUGAGACUAUACCUACUCCCGAUGCCUCGCGAGGACCACAAGCUGACGAAAAGAAAGGCACUUCUACGUCGGGAACAGCGAAAACAUUUUCCUUCUCCGCCUCUACAGGCACCUCUGCGUCUACCAACGGCAAUACUACCACUAGCAGCAAGCCCAGGGCUAAAGGGGACUUCGCAUCAACGAUGGCUAGGCUGCGUGCCGCGCAGGCUGAGAAAGAGGCUCGGAAGAAGGCGGAAGAAGGUGCUGCUGCUGCUGAUGGGGUUGGCGCCUAGUUGGAUGAGGAGGAUCAAGUGCCCCUGUCUAGAUAGCUGCCAUCGUUCUCGAUUUUGUCUCUACUAACCUACAUAUUAUGAUACCCCGGGUCUUUUAUAGAAAGGAUUCUACUUGAAGUGCAUGCAUGCAUUAGAAUAAAAACGAUAUAUUCAAGGAUA
Molecule: messenger RNA, 1289 nt
Organism: Daldinia loculata
Lineage: Eukaryota; Fungi; Ascomycota; Sordariomycetes; Xylariales; Hypoxylaceae
Exons: 2
Coding region: 105-1130 (341 amino acids)
Biological process (GO): spliceosomal complex disassembly
Cellular component (GO): spliceosomal complex
Source: RefSeq, a predicted model, not a curated record